CGCUUGAGCCUGGGAGGUAGAAGGUGCAGUGAGCAGAGGCCGCGCCACUCCACUUCUGCCUGCCCACAGCAUUUGACCCAAUCUCAAAAAUGAAAAAACAGUUCCGAGCGUAUUAUGGAACGGAUGGCUUCAACCUCGGUGUGCGGACUCCAGGCCAGGGAACUCACCGGCGUUGCCACGCCCACCGUCCCCGUCCGGCCGGAAGUGGUGCGGGCGCCUGCUCAGUGCGCGCCGGCCAGACGACCGUGUGCUGGCGUAAUCGGGUACCUCCGGGCCGCCGUAGAAGUGGUUCCGGCGGGCUAGUGAGGAAUGGAGUCGGUGGGCAGCAGCGGCGAGCGCUGCGGCUGCUCCUCCGUAGACCCACAGAGCACCUUCGUGUUGAGUAACCUGGCGGAAGUGGUGGAGCGUGUGCUCACUUUCCUGCCUGCCAAGGCGUUGCUGCGGGUGGCCUGCGUGUGCCGCUUAUGGAGGGAGUGUGUGCGCAGAGUGUUGCGGACCCAUCGGAGCGUAACCUGGAUCUCCGCAGGCCUGGCCGAGGCCGGCCACCUGGAGAGGCAUUGCUUGGUUCGCGUAGUAGCAGAGGAGCUUGAGAAUAUUCGCAUCUUACCACAUACAGUUCUUUACAUGGCUGAUUCAGAAACUUUCAUUAGUCUGGAAGAGUGUCGUGGCCAUAAGAGAGCAAGGAAAAGAACUAAUAUGGGAACAGCACUUGCCCUUGAGAAGCUAUUCCCCAAACAAUGCCAAGUCCUUGGGAUUGUGACCCCAGGAAUUGUAGUGACUCCAAUGGGAUCAGGUGGCAAUCGACCUCAGGAAAUAGAAAUUGGAGAAUCUGGUUUUGCUUUAUUAUUCCCUCAAAUUGAAGGAAUAAAAAUACAACCCUUUCAUUUUAUUAAGGAUCCAAAGAAUUUAACAUUAGAAAGACAUCAGCUCACUGAAGUAGGUCUUUUAGAUAACCCUGAACUUCGUGUGGUCCUUGUCUUCGGUUAUAAUUGCUGUAAGGUGGGAGCCAGUAAUUAUCUGCAGCAAGUAGUCAGCACUUUCAGUGAUAUGAAUAUCAUCUUGGCUGGAGGCCAGGUGGACAACCUGUCAUCACUGACUUCUGAAAAGAACCCUCUGGAUAUUGAUGCCGCAGGUGUGGUUGGACUGUCAUUUAGUGGACACCGAAUCCAGAGUGCCACUGUGCUCCUCAACGAGGACGUCAGUGAUGAGAAGACUGCCGAGGCUGCAAUGCAGCGCCUCAAAGCGGCCAACAUUCCAGAGCAGAACACCAUUGGCUUCAUGUUUGCAUGCGUUGGCAGGGGCUUUCAGUAUUACAGAGCCAAGGGGAAUGUUGAGGCUGAUGCGUUCAGAAAGUUUUUUCCUAGUGUUCCCUUAUUCGGCUUCUUUGGAAAUGGAGAAAUUGGGUGUGAUCGGAUAGUCACUGGGAACUUUAUAUUGAGGAAAUGUAAUGAGGUAAAAGAUGAUGAUCUGUUUCAUAGCUAUACAACAAUAAUGGCACUCAUACAUCUGGGGUCAUCUAAAUAAUAAUUAAAGUGGCUUUCAUAAUAUAUAACUUUCGGGUUCUGCCUUUUUCAGAAAAUGAAAACGGGCUAUGCAUAUUUCAAACAAAAAUAACUUUAGAUAUAUCUUUUUUGUAGCUUUGAUUGAUGCUCUAAGAUCACGAGGGUAGUUUUUAAUGUAUUAGAUGAAGGACAACUUUGGACAAAACACAGACUAGGAGUUGAGAGCUUUUGCAUCAGGCACAAGCAAACUGAUUAUAGUUGUGUUGCACCAGAUCGUGUAGCUGCUGUGUGACGUGACCUUAAAUAGUCUUCCUGCAUAGGAAGAGCAAAAGGGGAUUCAUCAGUAGGACAGAGAUUUAAGACAUUCCCUGAUUACCCCUUGCAUUGUUAGCUGAUGUCUUUUAGCAGAAUCAUGAAGACCUUUUUUCUCCCUUAAUAAAGGAGAAAAAUAUACUGAUGGUUUGAGAAAUUUUUCUCUGCCUUUCAGUUUUAUGAAUUUUUUCAGAAGUAACAAUAUUAUUACUGACUUUUUACUUAUUUGAUAAAAAUUAAAGAACUAUUUUUGUUUUGGUCAGAUAAAUUGACAAGACUAAUCGGUGUUUUAUCAUAAGUAAAACAUUUUUCUUUUUUCCUUAAAAAUCUUUUUUUUUCACCUAGGUCUAUAUAGCUAACUGGUAGACCAGAGUAUUACAUCAUCUUAUUUUGGUUUUAUACCAAUAAAACAUAGCUUGGAACUCAUUCAGGUAAUGUUUUGCAUUUCAUUGCUUUUGGAUGAACAAAGGAAGUAAACUAAUUCUUCAUAAACGAAAACCCAGAAUAGUUGGUAUUUGUCAGCUAGUCAUUCCUGUCAUAUUCCCAGUAGAAUUAUUUUCAAGUCUGAAUUUCUAUACAAAUGUCUAAAUAAGAGAUGUGCAGACAGCACCAAUUUUCCCUCAAUAUCCAUUCUUUCCUUUUUGCAUAAUGAUAGAACCUUUGAUUUUUCAAUUGGGUAUGCCUCCUAGAAUAAAGACUACAUUUCCCAGUCUCCUGUGCAGGUAUGACUGUGUUCUGGACAAUGGAAUGUGAGGGGCAAUGAUUUGUGUCAUUAAAAUGGCAUGACCAUUUAUUUGCUCCUUUCUCCAUCUUGUUGCUUGGAAUGUGGAUCUGGUAGUGAGCCAUCUUGGACCCUGAAGAGGAGGCAACACACCAUUGUGGAAGAAAAACAACAGAAGGAUCCGGUUGCUGUACAACCUCGUUGAAGAAACGCCAUUAAGUGGCGUGGACUAUCCACCUCCAGACUGUUUUACAAGAGAGAAAUUAGCAUAUUCCGCCUAAUACAAUAUGAUGUAACUAAUGUUACUUUUGUAACAGUCAGUGGUUUGUUCUAACAGGACAGUAGAAUACUUGCAAGGUAAGUAAAGUCAAAUGUAUUAGCAUUAUUCCUCCUUUUCCUUUUUUAUCAUUUAUCCCUUUUUUUAAAACUGAAAAUAUUUCUCUUGCUAUUUAUAUAUAUAUGAUAAAAA
Rhinopithecus roxellana (golden snub-nosed monkey) is the source of this 3004-nucleotide messenger RNA. It is a transcript of the gene FBXO22, whose product is annotated as F-box protein 22. Gene Ontology annotation, biological process: regulation of skeletal muscle fiber development; protein polyubiquitination; positive regulation of proteasomal ubiquitin-dependent protein catabolic process. The transcript is spliced from 7 exons. Lineage: Eukaryota; Metazoa; Chordata; Mammalia; Primates; Cercopithecidae. The record is from RefSeq and is a predicted model, not a curated record. The coding region runs from base 310 to 1524 and encodes 404 amino acids. Gene Ontology annotation, molecular function: protein binding.